Molecule: messenger RNA, 477 nt
Organism: Caenorhabditis elegans
Lineage: Eukaryota; Metazoa; Nematoda; Chromadorea; Rhabditida; Rhabditidae
Gene: flp-14
Product: KHEYLRF-amide 4
Biological process (GO): neuropeptide signaling pathway
Cellular component (GO): extracellular region; axon; perikaryon
Source: RefSeq, marked reviewed
AUAUGAUGAUCUGCCUGCCCACCGCGCUUCUGCUCUCCGCGUUCGUCGUGGCCGCCAGUGGCCAGGAGGCACCGGCUGGAGCCGGAGCUUCUGGAGCCGCACAGGCUCCACACAAUCCGAAGGAUUGUCAAGCGAUUCUGGCCAACAACGGCGAUCAACAAGAGGCGCUUUUGUGCCAAUUAAGCGAGAGCAGCAUGCUUCUUGCUCAGCUCGGAGCUCUCGUUUCGGAGGGAGUUGAACGUCUCGUUCAGACUCACGGAUUGGCUCUCGAGGAGGAGACCAACGAGGGAGACAAUGACAUGGAGAAGCGCAAGCACGAAUACCUCCGAUUCGGAAAGAGAAAGCACGAGUAUCUCAGAUUUGGAAAAAGGAAGCACGAGUACUUGAGAUUCGGAAAGAGAAAGCACGAAUACUUGCGUUUCGGACGCAAAUAAGAAGGGAAUAUCUACUAUCAUCGAAGAAACAUCUUUGAAAACC